GCUAAGUUUCUUCCUAGAAGGAGCAGGUGAAAAAAGUGCCUGAUCAUUAUGGCACAAGUGGACUUCCAGGACAGGUGGGAUAAGGUGUCUCCUCUCUGCAGCUUGACUGAGGAGUCUCCCAGCACCCAGAUGUUGAACAUGAACUUUGAAAGUGAGGAUGAAGAUGGCGGGGAGGCAGGAGAUAAAAGGGGCAGCUCACCAGUACCUGUCAACAGUCCUGACUUGCCAUGGCCACAGCACCCCAACAAUGAGGAAGAACAGUCCUCUUGCUCCGUCAGUGCUGGGAACGUGGGGCUGAAACCCAUGGAGAAGCCUGGGAAGAAGGCCAGCUGGGGAAAAGAUGAGUCAACAGCGGCCACCCUGACCCAGGACUCUGCCAGAGAAAGUGCGUCUCUGGGCCUUCCCAGGGGCCUUGCGCAUAAGUUGCCAGGUUGGACGCAACCUCCUGAGGACUCACUACCUGCAGGUGGUGCUAGAAACUCCGAGGCAAACCAGGUGGAAGCCUUGGAUGUCCCGUCCAGCUUCCUUGGCCCUGGGAAGUAUAUCCGUGUGCAGAAAGGUAUAGACUCGUCCCCAGACAACUCCCACUCCUCCCUGGCCUGUUUCUCCAGGCCAGAGAGCAGCUGGGACCUCUCACCGCGGGAGAUAAGCACACAGGCCAAGAGGUCUGCCUUUGAGGCCAGCCUGACUCCUGCUGUGCUGGAGGAGGCGUGGACCAGCAGGAAAGGCCAGAGGCUGGCAGGCUCUCAGGAGGACCAGCAGGCCCAGGCGCGUUCCUACAGGUCUCCGCGGGGUGGGCGGUCUGGCCAGAAGCCCCGCAAGCUUCAGAGUGCCGAGGCGCCGCUUCCUGGAGGCUCCAAGCCUCACAGGUGCGAGCUGUGCGGGAAGGCCUACUCCCACCGGGGCACGCUCCAGCAGCACAGGCGCCUGCACACGGGCGAGCGACCCUACCGGUGUCCCUUCUGCGACAAGGCCUACACCUGGUCCUCUGACCACCGCAAGCACAUCCGUACCCACACUGGGGAGAAACCCUACCCGUGUCCAGACUGCGGGAAGGCCUUCGUGCGCUCCUCCGACCUGCGCAAACACCAGCGCAACAUGCAUAACAACGACAAGCCGUUCCCCUGUGCCGAGUGCGGCCUGACCUUCAACAAGCCACUGUCGUUGCUGCGCCACCAGCGCACGCAUCUGGGCGCCAGGCCGUUCCGCUGCCCGGCCUGCGAUCGCGAGUUCGCCGUGGCCAGCCGCAUGGUGGAACACCAGCGCGUGCACUCGGGCGAGCGGCCCUACCCCUGCCCCACCUGCGGCAAGCGCUUCAGCAAGUCCUCCAACCUGUCCGAGCACCAGACGCUGCACACCGGCCAGAGGCCCUUCAAAUGUGCCGACUGCGGCGUGGCCUUCGCGCAACCCUCGCGCCUGGUGCGCCACCAGCGCAUCCACACCGGUGAGAGGCCCUUUGUGUGCGCGCAGUGUGGCCAAGCCUUUGCCCGCUCCUCCACUUUGAAGAGGCACCUACAGAUCCACUCCGGGGAAAAGGGCUUCCUCUGUGCCGAGUGCGGCAGGGCCUUCCGCAUCGCAUCCGAGCUGGCGCAGCACGUCCGAACGCACAACGGGGAGAGGCCCUACCAGUGCGAGGACUGCGGCCAGGCCUUCACCCGGUCCAAUCACCUCCAACGACACCAAGCCAAGCACGGCACCUGCAAGAAGGAGCCCACGCCUUCCUCCUCUGACGAAUGAGGGCUGCACUGGCUGGCUCUCAGGGGAGGCCAAGACACCAAGGACCUCGCAGCUUGAAACCCUCUACCUGCAUUCACGUGGUGUUGCCAGCCAGGCCUCCUUGACAGCCUCCUCCCAGCGGGUCACCGGCUGUGGAGUGAUGCAUUUAAUGUAUGUAUUUGAUCUCUUGUAUAGAAAGUAAUCCCGAGAUUAGCACCCAGUGGUGUUACUUCACACCAUCUUUCUUCUGGUCUCAGAAGUUGUAUACAAUUGGAAAAGGGUAGGGCAGAAAAAAAAAAAAAAGAUGGGAGCUGGGCAACAGUUGAUUCCCUUGGGUUAGAGGAUCUCAAUGGAUAGGACAUUAUUUACAGUUACUGUAUGGGGAUCACUGUGCAGGGCUCCAGAGAUACAGUGAGGAGAAAGAUCGGCUUUUUCUGCUCUCCAAGCCAUAUGCAGAGACUACGAAGACAAUAAUCUGGGGCUGGUCCUCUUCAGAGAAAGGUACUUUUUGUGUUUUAUAUAAGUGAAGAAGUGAUCUCUGUGAUGAAACAAAAGCAACAAGGCUCCCUAGGGAUAAUUCAAGUCUAGCCAGAGUUCCUUGUUUAAUUUGCCUGCUUACAUGACUUCUCCUUUGAGGAAUAUCAUUAUGAGUCUUGGCUUUGGAGUAGAGUAAGCCUUCAUCUUAAAAGGUGAUGGGGUGUUAUGUCCAUUUAUUCUGAAAGUUAAGAACAGUCUUAGCAUCUGAAAAAAGAAGCCUAUUACGCUAUACAGUGACACUUAGUAACUGACUCUAACCUGAGUCUUACCCAUGAAAUUCAUGCCUCCUCUUUGGCCACCCCUUUUCUGUUCACAUCCAGGAGUUUAAGUCAGUGUAACCUUUACCAAGGACUUGACCUAUUUCCAGAGAGACAUGUGGUAUAUCUCCAGACAGGCCUAGCCAUGGUUUAUGAAAUUCUCUGAGUUCAUGUAAAUUUGCCUGGAUCAUUAGCACCUAUUCGAAGUAAAUAAAGCAUCCU
Tupaia belangeri chinensis (Chinese tree shrew) is the source of this 2732-nucleotide messenger RNA. RefSeq names its product zinc finger protein 648 (gene ZNF648). Lineage: Eukaryota; Metazoa; Chordata; Mammalia; Scandentia; Tupaiidae. The transcript has a single exon. Gene Ontology annotation, biological process: regulation of transcription by RNA polymerase II. Gene Ontology annotation, molecular function: DNA-binding transcription factor activity, RNA polymerase II-specific; RNA polymerase II cis-regulatory region sequence-specific DNA binding. The record is from RefSeq and is a predicted model, not a curated record. Bases 49 to 1737 code for a protein of 562 amino acids.